Molecule: messenger RNA, 345 nt
Organism: Closterium sp. Naga37s-1
Lineage: Eukaryota; Viridiplantae; Streptophyta; Zygnematophyceae; Desmidiales; Closteriaceae
Source: the annotation of a GenBank genome assembly
AUGGCCCAGUCCAAGACUUCGAAAGAAGAGGAAGCGCUGUUUGCGUAUCAGGAGGAAACGGGGAUCGGUACCGGGCCUGAAUAUGAGUAUCCAAAGACGGCAAAAGAGGACCCCGAGACUCCGAUUGUGGACGCACCGGGCCCGGAGGAAGGGAAGGGAGGGGAGGACGCACCGGGAGAGGAUGCUCCUGAGCUGACGGAGAAAGAGAUUGAAGAGGAAGAGUCGCUGGAGCAAGAGGCGGCAGGGGAAUGGACCGAGGACAUGGCACAGAACGUUCCGCAGCCAGGCGAUGUGCCCACUGGAAUUCCCGAGGACACAGAGAGACUGCCUAGUGACCGAGGCUAG